This is a messenger RNA of Sabethes cyaneus, 1170 nucleotides long. RefSeq lists its product as uncharacterized. Gene Ontology annotation, cellular component: nucleus; mitochondrial inner membrane. Lineage: Eukaryota; Metazoa; Arthropoda; Insecta; Diptera; Culicidae. Gene Ontology annotation, biological process: apoptotic DNA fragmentation. Gene Ontology annotation, molecular function: single-stranded DNA endonuclease activity; metal ion binding; RNA endonuclease activity. The coding region runs from base 1 to 1170 and encodes 389 amino acids. The transcript has 5 exons. The record is from RefSeq and is a predicted model, not a curated record.
AUGGAAAUAAUCGCAAAAAUUUUCGUUUUAGCACUAUCAGUGAAUGUCGUUGUGGGACAAUGCUCGGUUAACAUCAGAAAUAACCUACAGUCGCCGGAACCAGUAUUUUUCCAAGGAACGCAGCUGUGGGCUCCGGAUGGGCCAGCGCUAGUUUGGAAUUCAGGUCAAACCAGCAGAAUUUCCUGCCAAAGUGGCCAACUAAACGGAUUCGGUGUUGCAAAUGCCGACCUCACAUGUCAAUCCGGGACGACAUUUACUAUUGGUGGAACGCCGGUAGAUUCUUCCAGCUUGACCUGCUCGCAGCGCAUAACCGGUCAGAUAGACAUCACGACAACAUCAUGCGGGAAUGGUGCCGGCCAGCUGCGAAAUAUUGGAUUCACAACAGUGGAAGGUCCACUUGUAACCUACAUUCAGUCGUGCUACAAUGUGAAUACGGCUUCCGUCAUCUACACACGUCACAUUAUUCCUGGCAGGGCGAUUAAUCAUGCAAUCAGUGAAUCGUAUCGACCAUCGUUUAAAGUGGCUGGCACUGCUGGCCAUGUGAGUCCGGCAACCUCUUAUACAACGGCCCAGCAGAGAAUUCGUUUGACUACUUUAUUGGGCUCGCAGGAGCAAGCGGAUCGAUUCAUUACUACGAGCUCCUAUAUGUCACGUGGUCAUCUAGCUCCUGAUGCAGAUGGAAUCUUUCGGUCGUGGCAGUGGGCUACUUAUUUCUAUGUAAAUGUAGCUCCACAAUGGCAGGUUGUCAAUGCUGGAAACUGGUUGGUAGUGGAAAACGCCGCUCGGAAUAUAGCUGGUCGCUUACUAGAGGACGUGCUUAUAUUUAAUGGAGCUCACGGUAUCAUGACAUUGCCUCAUGUCAAUGGACAAGCUAUUCCCAUUACCCUCGAAGCGGGAGGCAUCGAAGCACCUAAGUGGUACUGGAAAAUUAUUAAAUCACCCAGUACCAAUUCCGGUAUCGCUUUGAUCACCAACAACGACCCCUUCCGGACCAGCAUGCCAGCCGCGGAGAUGCUCUGCGCGGACGUAUGCAGUACAUACGGAUGGGGCAACGCUAAUUAUGCUAACUUUGCCAGAGGAUACACUUACUGCUGUCCGGUUGGUGAGUUGAUGAAUGCUAUUCCGGCCAUUCCGGCCGAAGCUGCCGUCUCGAGUGUGUUACGAUUUUAA